Molecule: messenger RNA, 2823 nt
Organism: Harpegnathos saltator (Jerdon's jumping ant)
Lineage: Eukaryota; Metazoa; Arthropoda; Insecta; Hymenoptera; Formicidae
Product: phospholipase A2 inhibitor
Exons: 5
Coding region: 858-2063 (401 amino acids)
Cellular component (GO): membrane
Molecular function (GO): protein binding
Source: RefSeq, a predicted model, not a curated record
UUAAUGUUCGUUACGAUAGGUGGGGAUUGGGGCCCAGCGAGGUCCCCAACGGGUCCCAUGUUUCAUAGGAGGGAAUGGGACCGGAGGUGCGGCCAGGAUGAAGCACAGUCGAUCAAUGCUGUGCGGUCCGCUCGUACCGCCGCGAAUACAGGAGGAGUACGGCGUCGCAGGGGCAGAAACACCGCUUCCUGCCCGUUUUGCCUGCCUGCCUGCCUACCUGUCUGGCUGACUGUCGCAACUUUAUUGCUCUUUUGCUCUUGCCACGGAACGUCAUGUCCAGUGGAACCAAGAGCUCCGAGUUGCCGCAUGGAGUGCAAGCCGUGUGAAAGAAUAAACGGCUAAACCGUAUACGGAGUUGAUCAUCCUUCUCGUGUGCCAAGUGCCUGUCGACGUUCCGGAGUGUAAUAGGUUUUGAAUAUCGGUGCUGCCAUAUACGGUAUCGGAAAUAUCAUUUCCUUCUCCUCGUCGUCGUCGAGGACGAGUAGUGCGGUACAGAAGUGGAAUUCGAAGACGACGAGACACUUUCUACCUUGAACGGUGGGGCUGUACGUGGGGCCUUAAGUUCCUUUCUUUUUCUUCUUCCUUAUCCUUCUUCUCUUUUAUUUUUCUCUCUUCUUUUCGUCGUCGUCGUCGUCAUCGUUGGUCAACACGCGCGGGAGGAAUAGUAAGCAGGAACCUCUAGCAGAUUGGCAACGCUGUGUGCGAGGUUCUUUUCGGCUGACGGCAUAACGGAUCUCGUGCGGCACGUUUGUUCAGAUGAUUGUAAACGUAAGCUUCUCGAGUCCUCUUCGCAGCUGGACGUGGAGUCAUCGUUCGAAUUGUCGCGGCGUCACGCAUCGACGUGUUUCAGAGUCACCAUGAAGGCCGUCGUUCCUCGUUUAAUACUCGUACUGCUAUGCACAACGAUCAACGUCAGAUCGAUCAACGACUGCAGCGAUCCCAAUUUCCAUUCGCUGGAAACGUCGGAGUCGUCCAGGCUAGAGUGCGGCCCGGCUUUUAAGAACCGUUGCCAUUGUCUUAGGACAUGCUACGACGGCCAUCAUCAGUACGUCGUGAAUUGCACGAACACCGGCUUCAAAGACGCCACCUCGCUGUCGCACCUACCCAAUGAGACGCAAGUGCUCAUUUUCACGGGCAACGAGCUGAAGGAUCUACCGUGGAACGUAUUCGGCACACUGGACAGCCUGCCGUACCUGCGAGUGAUCGACAUGUCGAACAAUAAGAUCCGCGAGAUUCACGGUAAGGCGUAUCACCACGUUCAGCACGUGGAGCGUCUCAUACUCGACUUCAACGAACUCUCGUUGGACCCCGCGAAAAGUCAUCCUCGAGUGUUUUCGAAUUUCGUAUCCCUGCUUGAGCUACACCUGACCGACGCCUUCGAGGACGGCCCGCCGAGGAACCUGGCGUCAACGCUUCACGACAUCUUCGUCAAUAGCAACCUGACGCACCUCAUAAAACUACACCUGGAGCAGAACGAGAUCUCCGAGUUCCGCGACGUCAAUGUGUUCUGCGACCUGCCGAACCUCAUGGACCUCUACCUCGGCGAUAAUGCGCUGAGCGCGCUGCAUUUUAACCUGUCCUGCUUGCACAACCUACGCUUCCUUGAUCUGCGGAGGAACAAGUUCACCAGAGUGCUUGAGCGUGACCUGCAUAUCAUGGACAAUCUCGCCAAGCAUGACCGUGAGGUGUCUGUCGACUUCUCCGGCAAUCCCUUCGAAUGCUCUUGCAAGCUCAACCCGUUCGUCAAGUGGAUGGAGAAGAUGACGGUGUUUGUGCGCAACACCGCUCGGAUGCAAUGCCGCGAAGGCAACGUGAGUCGCGAGCUUUACGAAACGAAGAACUGCGCGCCGAAAUUGCUGGCUUCCACUCGACGAGGAACCACGGUGCUGCUUGCCUUCCUCUUCAUGGUACUCGUCGCUCUGAUAUGCGUGUUGCUAUACUUGUACAGGACGGUACUUCGGAAGAAGAUCGGCACGAUCGGGCCGAUCGCGCUCGAUUCGGUCAAUAAGCGAGUGCGGUACACCACGAUAGCAACCGGCGAAGACGCCCGCGAAGACGUGUGACGAGUCGUCCGAGAAGACAGGACGCAGGAUGUUCCGGCGGACGAGACAUUUCUCUACAGGAUCGGCACAAGUAUCGCUCAUCUCUGUCCGUCAAGGCGAGCCGCGUCAAGGCGGUCCGCGUGAGCCAAGGAAUCGCCAUGCUGGACACGCUAAUAAAGAGAACGCGAAUAAAGGAAGCUUCGUAAAAUACCUCGCGGAACAUAACGGUAUCGUUGUUUCCUGCUAAAUUAAACGCGCGGUACCGUUCGGCAUCGUCGCAUCGUUGGCGAGCGCGGACGUCACGCGAGUGAGAGUCUCUCACCGAAGUCGCUUACGAAGUUACUAUUGAGCCCUGUAGAACCCCCAAACUGAUCGAUUCUACCUUUUAAUAAAAUUUAAAUUUGAUAUUAUAUCUUGCAAAGCACUAACCACGCGCUCUGCUAAAUGUUGGGGAAUUAAAAAAGAUUUGCAGAAGACGAAACUGCGAUCGUUUUAUUUUCCGAAGGAACGGCUCCGUGGAACAUGACCUCUCGCGUGAGCCGAACCAACAUCACGAUGUAAUAAUCGUCAGCCGUUUGCGAAUAAAUGUAUUAUUUAUUGCGAGAGCAAUUGUGUGCCUCCGCACUUGUACUUGAUCCUACGUACCUUUCCGGACACAGAACACAUUCCGUCGCGACACAAAGAUUCGUCUUUUAUCGCUGGAUUGAGUGCUACAUUUUCGGAAGUUUAAGAGAAACGGGGUAUAACAUGGUCGACUGACCGGUUAGAGAAAGGAGAAGAA